AUGACUCACAUCCUUCGCGUGGCCCAUGCACUGCGUUCGGUCAGAAUCGUGCGCUUCUUUCGGUACCGUACGCCGUUGAAGGCGUUGGUGCUUUCUAUCUUCAGCACCGUCAUGCCACUCAUUUGGACACUUGUGCUCCUGCUGAUCCUGCUCUACAGCUUUAGUAUUGUGCUGACACAGCUGGUGGUAGAUGACUGCAGACACAGGACUGUUGAGGCGACGGGGGAUCCGAAUGCGAUCCCUAUUUGUGCGGAGCACUUGCAACGCCAUUGGUCUACCGUCCCAGAGAGCAUGAACAGCCUUUUCAUGGGCAUCACAGGCGGCAUUGAGUGGGACGAGCUGAUGAGACCUUUGCGGGAUGUCAGUGUCGCUGCUGUCUGCUCGCUUUAUGUCUUCAUCCUGAUCGCAGUGUUCGCCGUGUUGAACGUAUUAACUGCUCACUUCUGUAACACUGCAAUCGAGACUGCCAGCGCAGAUCAAGAUGUGGCCGUCGUCAGGCAUUUGCACGAGCGGCAUCAGAUUGUCGCGAAGUUCCGGAAGCUCUUUGCGGACAUCGGCGGAUCGGAGCGCGUCACGCUGAAUGAGCUGCAGACUGCAGCAGCGGGAGGCUCAGAGAUCAAAGUCGCCCUGGAGUCCUUGGGCAUUUCCACUGACAACGUCUCGCUGCUCUUUCGGCUGAUCGACAGAGAUCACAACGACACCCUGGAUUUGGAAGAGUUUGUGGUUGGCUGCAUGCAGCUGCGGGGCAAUGCCAAAGGCUUGCAACUGGCGAAGAUGGACCUGGACAACAGAAUCAUGAGGCAUCGUGUGAAAGAUCUGCGGGAUGACGUAGCCUCCGUGAGGAAAUCCGUGCAGAGCCUGGAGAGGUCGUUCCACACCCGCUUCGGCUGA
This is a messenger RNA of Symbiodinium necroappetens, 891 nucleotides long. Lineage: Eukaryota; Dinophyceae; Suessiales; Symbiodiniaceae. The record is from the annotation of a GenBank genome assembly.